CUUUGUUAGACAUCAGGAAGUGAUGCGUACUCACACACGUAUGUUUGAAAGUUGGAUUUCCCCACAUCAGUCAGUGUAGCGAAGAAUUCAUGUGUCGUUUAAUAAUGGGAUACAUGUCAACAUCUGAUCCGUCUGCGGUGCUUUGCUGAACAUCUAAAUCUGAGUUCAGCGGGUCAACCAGUCGCAUUUGUGUAUCAGCCUUUAUCCUCAUCAUGUCGGAUAUGAGUGACAACACUUUGAACAUAAAUUUAUUGAAAGAAUCUGUUCUGAAGAGGCUCUGUGAGUCUCUUGACAAGGCCAACAAUAAGGGUUGGCGAAAACUGGGGGAGAUUGUGAAAAGUGACAAGCGAUUCAAAGUGAGUCUCGAUGAUAUGGACAUGUGUUCUCUGAAGGCUUUGGAGGUGGAUGGAAGUCCUUCCCGCAGUCUGCUCAAACUCAUUGGAGAUCAAGGAUGCAUGGUGGGUGAACUGGCGGAGUAUCUACAGAUCAUGGGUCAUACGGAUGCUCUGCAGUGCCUGAAACCUCCAGGAAUUCAAAUCCUCGUCCAGCCACAGUCAGUGUCUGUCAUUGCUGGACACAACCUUCGUCUCAGUUGUUAUGCUGUUGGUGCUUCACAUGUGCAGUUCCAGUGGUUUAAGAAAACGGAAGAGGUACAUAACAGCUCCUCCCCAGACCUGGUCUUCAGUCCAGUCCGGCUCAAAGAUGCAGGUUUUUACAUCUGUCGGGUGAACUGUGGGAAUACAUACGAGUUUAGUCAAUGGGCCCAAGUAGACGUUCUCGAUGUUCCACCAAGAUAUGGAUUAGUGUCUCUGGCUUCUGAGGGCAGGCCAAGGGUGCUGAUCCAGCCUCAACCUCAGAGGCUGCUAGUGGGAGAUCUACUCUAUCUGGAGUGUGGAGCUAUUGGAAGACCCCUACCGCAAUAUCAAUGGUACAGAAAUGGAGUGCCAAUCAAAAAGGCCACUAAGAGGAAGUACACUGUCAAGAAUUUGUUGUCAGAGCAUCAGGGAAGAUAUCGCUGCGAGAUCUUCUGCAAUAAUGAACGAACAUGGAGCAAUGAAGUGGAUAUUGUUGUUAUAGAAAAUCCUAGCCACUCUCAAAUGAAAGAGCCAAGAAUAUCUCAUCAAAUGUCAGGAGCAAUGGAGUGCUCUGAAGAUGAUUUUUUCACUAUUGAUAGGGAUUACAGUUUUGAGAAACCGUAUGCUACAGACAAAGUGGCUCUUCUGAUUGGUAACCUCACAUAUCGAAACCACCCACAGCUGAAAGCACCCAUGGUUGAUGUGUAUGACCUCACCAAUCUGCUGCGGCAGCUGAACUUUAAAGUGGUAUCUCUGUUGGAUCUAACCGAGUCAGAGAUGAGGAAUGCCGUGGAGGAGUUCUUGUCUCUGCUUCAUAAGGGAGUUUAUGGAUUGUUGUAUUAUGCUGGACAUGGUUAUGAGAACUUUGGGAACAGCUUCAUGGUGCCUGUUGAUGCCCCAAACCCAUACCGCUCAGGCAACUGUCUGUGUGUUCAGAGCAUUCUGAAACUGAUGCAGGAGAAGGAGACUGGACUCAACGUCUUCCUCCUGGACAUGUGCAGGAAAAGAAAUGUACAUGACGAUGCCAUGCCAAACGUUAUGCUCAAAGUUACAGCCAAUAUUGUGUUUGGAUAUGCCACUUGCCAAGAUGCUGAGGCUUUUGAACUGAGUUCAAGUGGAUUCACCAAUGGAGUCUUUAUUAAAUUCCUGAAGGAGCGCCUCCUAGAGGAUGAGAAGAUCACUGUUCUGCUAGACAGAGUGGCUGAAGAUAUGGGUCAGUUUGACCCCACAAAGGGUAAACAGGCUCUAGAGAUCCGCAGCAGUCUGUCAGAGAGACGGUCCCUCACCGAUCCCAUCCGCCCCGUGGACUACUCAGAUGCAGCCGAAGCACACAACCUGCUCUGGUCUAAAGCACAUGAACUGCCCGAGAGUAAAAUUCUGGACUUCGAGUGUGGAGUUCAGAUAAAAAUGGACUUUGCUGCUGAGUUUUCCAAUGUACUGGUCAUCUACACCAGUAUUGUGAAAAAGCCAGAGGAGAUGCUGUCGUGUCAGGCACACAUAACUAACCUCCCUUUGGACCUGGAUGUGGACCCUAAGCUGAUGAAUAAGGAAACUCUGGAGGAAACAGGAAGCUUUUACUUUCGCAGUCUUCCUCAGCACUGCCUCUACACCAGACUCAGCUCACUGCAGAAACUCAAGGAGGAACUAGCUUUCACUGUCUGCCUACAAGUCCAGUUUAACUCGCUCGAUGAGCUGGUCCAGUGGAACAUGGAUGUUAACAUCGGCAAGCCCCUCACCGCCAAAUUAGACCUCAACCGUCCCACCAGGAAGAACAGCUGUCAGCUGACGUGUCACAUGCCGCACAGCCCCUCGACCAGCCCCAGCCACAGCCCCGCAUCUGACCGCCGCUUCCACAGCCAUGGCCCCUGCUUCCCCCAGCAGUACGGCAACCCCUACCUCAAUGUCUGUGAGCCUCUCCACGGAGCUGUAGGGGGCUAUGGAGACUUUCGAUUGUGCGGUGACCAUGCAUAUCAAUACGAGAACAUACCAUGCUCACCCUUCCUGAACCCACCGAGCAUUCCCAUUGAGACCACAGAUGACAUUGACGACAUGCAGAAUGAGUUCAUGAAUAGUUUGCAACUCUAUAACCAUCCCUGAGUGAGUACAGUGUUAAACAGAUGGUCAAAAUGAUACUGCAUCCAAAAAUGGAAAUUCUCUCAUCAUUUACUCUGAAUAUAACAGUAAUCCAUGUGACCACAGUUACAUGCAGGAAACUCAUUAGAUCGUGACUUCUCGCACAAGCUUCAGAGUGCUUUUUUUUAAUCACCAAAAACCCUAAACAGUCUCAAUUAUCAAGCUGUUUUGAUUUUCUGAGCAGCAUAAUGUCAUACUGCUCAGGCGCCACCAAAUAAAAAAAAAAUGGAAAAAGGGCGUGGAGUGAGCAGUAGCUCAUUAUCAUUUAAAGAGACAUGCACCGAAACAGGUCACUGUGAACAGAGCUGUUUUUGACAAGGUAAAAAGGUGUUGUUUAACAUGACCAUUGAGGAAUUUUAACCAAAGUAUGUUGCAGACAUUUCAUGAAGACCCUAAAGAAUCAUUCAAACUUGUGGAAACUGGGCAUCCGAUGUCCCAUUUUAAAAAAUGUAUAAAAAUUUGUAUUUUUCUCUCACACACAUAUUGUUUCACUUCAAAGAACAUUAAUUCAUUAACUGGGGUCACAUGGAUUACUGUCAUGUUUGCUUUUUUAAGUGUUGACUUUGUCAAAAGCUGUCAAAAAAAAAGUCAUAUACAUGUUGGACGGCAUUAGAAUGAAUAAAUGAUGAGAAAAUGUUCAUUUUAGGUGGAGUACCCCUUUAAGGACUGGGAUUAGUAGAAGUUAAAUUAGUUUAAGGUCAAGAGUGUCAUUUUUCAAUGUUUAAAUACAGUCUACAGAUUAAUGUCCAGUCUAUAAAUUAGGGGUGGGAAUCUUUCAGUACCUCACGAUUAGAUUCAAAUCGAUUCUUGGGGUCACGAUUCGAUUAAAAAUAGAUUCACGAUUUUUCGAUUUUCAUUCACAAUUAACAAUUUUUUGUGCAUACUGGUCAUCAAAUGCACCAGCAUUUUAAUACAAAAAGUACACCAUUCUAUAGUAUGGGUAGUUCAGACUUGAAAUCAGUUUCCUAUUAACUAUUAAUUUCUUAAUUAAUCAAACAUUUUACACUUCCCAUUAGGGAUGUGUCUGAAUCCAAUCAUACCCUGUUCAGAAAGGACCUGACUUGUACUAAAAAACCCCUAAAUAUUAGAUGGGUGGAAAAAAGAUGUUUCAAUGCUUUCUCUCGCAAUUAUAUUGUCGGGUAAUUAUACUAUAUAUAAAUUGCGGCCAUCAGGGAGCCGUUAUUAAUAUACGGAGCAUUAAAUGUGUAUUUGCGUUUUACUUUCACUUCUCGAGAUUCACGAUCACAUGGAACGGCAGUAGUCCUACUUACCACAUAUUUUACAAGAUUAGAUGUUUGUCAGUGGUGCUCAGGAUUAGCAAAUCAUUCGCCAUCGUCCUAUCAGUCAUCUCUCCUUACUCGUAUGUCGUAAAUGAAAUAUAAAUCAUGGGCUGUGUUCGAAAUGCCAUAUUAUCAUACUACUCUUACUAUUUCUGCAGUACCCAGUAUGUACAGGGGUUGGACAAUGAAACUGAAACACUGGACAAUAUAGUGUUGGAGGUUUCAUGGCUAUAUUUAUGCAGCCUGGUGGCCAGUCUUUACUGAUCGCACAUUCCACCAAUAAGAGCAGAGUGUGAAGGUUGACUAUGUGCACCCAAUAGCUCAAACAUUGUACCCUGAAGGUGGUGCCGUGUAUUAGGAUGAUAAUGCACCAAUACACACAGCAAGACUGGUGACAAGAGUGAUUUGAUGAACAUGAAAGUAAAGUUAAACAUCUCCCAUGGCCUGCACAGUCACCAGAUCGGAAUAUUAUUGAGCCACUUUGAGGUGUUUUGGAGGAGUGAGUCAGGAAAUGUUUUCAUACACCAACAUCACAUAGUGACCUGGCCACUGUUCUGCGAAAGGAAUGGCUCAAAAUCCUUCUGGCUACUGUGCAGGACUUGUAUUUGUCAUUCCCAAGAUGAAAUAAUGCUGUAUUGGCUGCAAAAGGAGGCCAAACACCAUACUAAUUGUGGUCUAAACCCAGGUGUUUCAGUUUCACUGUCCAACCCCUGUAUACUGUGCAUAGUAUGCAAAUUUUCUGUAUGCAUGGAAUACCCGGAUGACCUACUAUAUUUGCCAGAAUCUGCUAAAUAUAACUCAAGUACACUGAAAUCAGUAUAGAAGCUGUGUUCGGAAUGGCAUACUACCAUACUACAACUACUAUAUUACAGUGUGCUGUGUGUAUACUGUGAAUAGUAAGUGAAUUUUCUGUAUGCAUGGAAUGCCCAGAUUACAUCUGCUGAAAUUUGAUGUAUGCAUCUGAAAACACUGCAUGGGAUACUGUUUCCCAGAAUGCAAUGCGUUCCAUGUGACGUUUAAUCUUCAAAUGCAUUUGUAAACUGGAGACGGGGAAUAGUAAUUAUAAAUGUAACACAUGUACAUAUAUACAUAUUCAUAUAAACUAUAAACUGUCACUGUGUAUCUAAAAACAAUAUCAUUAGUAGGACAUAAAUAGUACUUUAAUCUCUACGGCACGUUUCCGAUCGAGUAAAAUGAUGUCAACUUUCACUCAUUAGUGCUUUAUACAGUACUGAUUGUUUCAAAGAUACUAAAUAAGAAUAAUAUUGCAGUAAUAUAAUAUAUAAAUAAAAAUAAUAUUUCAAUUAUGCAAACAGAAUUGAAUUCUGCUGUAAAGCAGCUCUAAAAAGAAACAGAGUAUAUUUAUUCUAAAGACAAAUAGACCAAUUUGUUGGCAGAGGCUGUUUACAAUAACUCCGCCCACCAAUGCCUUGCUGCGAUAAACAGCACUGCAAAAGACACGUGAUUUUCUGCAGUAUUAAUGGCACAGUGGGUAAAAGACCUGAGACGAGCGCUUUUGACGCGAUUGACCCGUGCCUUCAUCUAAUAAAAUAUAUAUAAUAAUUUACGCUCAAUAUCGCAUAUUUUUUACUAGUAUGAAGCCUUAUUAACAAGCUUUUGUAAAAAGUACUGUUAGCACAUUUUUGCAAGGUGACAACCUCGACAGCUGUGCUGAAUUAAUGGCCACGUUCACACGGUCAGCUUUUGGGAUUGACAACUGCAUUACUUACAGGUGUGAGUCUCAAAAUGUCCCGUUCACACAGCAGCUUACAGUCACUUUUCGAAUAGUGUGUCUGUAUGAACGUGCAACAGGAGUUAAGCCCGUAUUCCUUACGAGUAACCAUAGCAACAAAGACCAAAGCAAUAUCAAAGAUGGCGACGUCCGUAAAACUGAAAGUUUUAUCACUUUCUGACACGACAAGAGUCCAAUCGAGCCGCGAGUUCAUCAUAAACCGACAGCAGGUUUUAAAUUUGAGUGGAGGGCAGAGCAUUUGAGGUACGCGCAGAACACAAAACUGACGGGAGGGAGCAGCUCUGGUGGAGACUGGAUGUAAAACUUUCAGAUGACACACACUGUAAGUUACCAAAACCACACAUGAAAGCACGCAGCACAUGGCAGAGCGGCUCUCCCACACUGAAUAACGUGACAGACAACUAGUUGUCCUGUCCUGUUCCGUUCACACUGCGCGUGUGUUCCAAGAAUGCGGUUGUGAGUCCUGAAAAUGUACAGGUGUGAGUUCGGUUACCCGUAAAUUUAUUCAGGACUCACAACCGCAUUCGUGGAACACACGCGGUGUGUGAACGUAACCAUAUAAAAGUAAAACUUUACUUCAGGUGAUAUCCAUUGACUCGCCUUCGUGGUUUAAAAUCAGAAAUAUUUCCAAUAUAGCGACGUAACUGCAAACCCCCAUGCGUAUGUAUCUUAAAUGCGGUGAGACAUGAAAGAGGAAUCAACUGGGUAUGCUGCGCUGUCUGAAACACGUCUCUUAGUUUGUGUACGCUUUGGGUGUGUGCAAAAACAGAGCGUAAGUAACGAAUUGAGUUCUGUUUCUGCGAUCCGUUUAAGCCCUAAUAGAUUAUAUGACAGAUCAGAGCAAUCUUUUAUUUACUAAUUUAACAUGAAAUCAUCAAAUUGUUACUCCAUAUCAAUGGCAUACAACGAAAGAACAGAAUAAUUAGAACAAUCAUUUACGCACAAUAAAUAACAGAGCAUUAUAUCUAUACAAAUUUUCCCCAGAACGUUCUCACGACGGUAGAAAUUCUUCCACGGCCCGGUAGUGGGUCGCGACCCGGUGGUUGGGGACCUCUGCUCUAAUGUAACAGCCACCGCCACACUGUAAAAAACAAUCUGUUGAGUCAACUUAAAAUAAUUUGUAACCUGGCUGCCUUAAAAUUUUAAGUUCAGUCAACUGAAAAAAAGUUUAUUCAACUUGGAAUGUUAAAUUAUACUAAGUGACAACUUAGAUAUUUGAGUUGAAUCAACUUAAAAUUUUAAGGCAGCUGGGUUACUUACCCAAUUUAGCAAACACAAAUAUCUAAGUUGUGACUUAGUGCAACUUAACAUUUCAAGUUGACUAAACGUAUAUUAGUUUACUGAACUUAAAAUUUUAAGUCAGCCGAGUAACAAAUUAUUUUAAGAUGACUCAACAAAUUGUGUUUUUUAUUUUUUACAGUGUAUAGAAUUGUAUAGAAUAAUGAGUAGUGAAUUGUUUCAUAUAUGUGACCCUGGACCACAAAACCAGUCAUAAGUAGCAAUAGCCAACAAUACAAAAUUAUUUGUCAAAAUUAUUGAUUUUUCUUUUAUGCCAAAAAUCAUCUUUAAUAUAUUAAGUAAAGAUCAUGUUACAUGAAGAUAUUUUGUAAAUUUCCUAUUGUAAAUAUAUCAAAAUUAAUUUUUUGGUUAGUAAUAUGCAUUGCUAAGAACUUCAUUUGGACAACUUUAAUUUGAUUGACUGGUUUUGUGGACCUGGGUCACAUUAUGAUUAUUGCUUAAAUUUUAAUUAAUUAAUUUUACUUUUUCUUUAUGUGGCAAGGUUAAUUCAGCCUGUCCAGUUGAAUAACCAAGUAAAUUUCACAAUAUUAAAAAAUAAAUAAAUAAAAAUACUAAAUAUGCAUAUUUAAAUGUUCCCAUUUAUAGCAAGUUCAGCAAGUUGCUAACCGUGUCCCUUUAGUGGCUCCGUAGUAGAUUUUCUGUGCCUUUCCGUAUACAGAUUCACUAUUUGGGCACAUCCCUUCUUCCCAUAAUAACAAAAGAUCAAUAUUAAUAUUAAAUAUAAAUAUAAUAUUUGAUCCAAACUCUUGCCCUCAGUGAAAAUGGGGCAGGAUGUAAUUGUUUCUCCUCCUCCAUUGCCGUUGUUUUGUUCCGACAACAUCAUGCUAUUAUUAUUAUUAUUAUUAUAAAAUAGUUUAUUAACAUUUGUGAAUCAAUGCGAAUCGCUAGAAAACUGAAUCACGCUUCUUUUAUGAAUCGUUUUUUUUUCACCCACCCCUACUAUAAAUCAGCUAGUAAUUCUUUCAUGAAUUGAUCACAUGGUAGCGGUGCAAAAAUGAAUCUUGCCAAGUAAUUAUGCGCAGUUUCUAACAGGUUUUAGUUUUUAGUCUCAACUAACGGCACUUUCAAAAUAUUUUAGCGUAAAGAAAAUACUGUUACACUGUGUCUGUGAGUCAUUUUAAAUUAUCGUUCAUGUUAAAAAUCCUGUCACCACAUUCUCAUCUCUUUUUCAUAUGAAAUUUAAACAGAUAUUUAGAAAAAUAACCUUUAUUUUUAAAUAAAAAGUGCAUGCAUUAAAUGUCAUGAUUAUCUUUUAGCAUGAUAUUGGUCAUAACUCUGAUUUUGUAAUUUAAGAUUACUCAAUGAGAAGGUCAAUCACAAAAACAAGGAACAAAAUAAAAACAAAUAAUUGAUUAACAAGAAAAACAAGAAACCAAAUGAAGGAACUGUUGAAGUGUAAUCAGUAUUUCUCAAGAAAUGGAAACUAUUAAUGGUUUCACUGCUUAAGCAAAUGUGUUAUCAAGGUUAGACAACUAGAUAGCUUUAACUUCCUCUACACGUUACAUGACCGUGCACUUCUCCUCAGCCUUGGAUUUCAUCUCUACAAAUGUGGCUUGAGCCUUUUCUUUGAGCUGCUCCAUAUCCAUGUUCUGAAGGUUCUGCAUUUGACCCAUGAUGGACUCCUUUUCCUCCUCCUGGGGCUCUUCUCCGUCCACCAUCUUGAUCAGUUCUUCUGGCACAUCAAUGUCGUCUCCGGCCUGCUGAAUCAUGAUUUCAUCCUGUUCACUCUGGGAAAAACAAACAGCACGUCAGUCGAAGCUUAUAGUUAAAUCUUAUAGCACUUCUUUGCUCAUAUAUGUCAGCAUUAUAUACUCCGAACUCAUAGUUUGCAGACAUGCCUCAAGCAUGAAUUUUAUAGAUAAAACCGAGCAUGAGGUGAUAUUAUGCAUUUUAACUCUUUUAAUAAAUGGUCACAUUGUCUCUCUCAAGAUACUGAUUUAAUACUUAUUUAUUUUUAAAUAGAAGUUUUAUUUUAUAAUACUGUUUCUUUUUAAAAUUAUUAAAAUGUUAAUUAGAACAAUGCAAAAAAUGUAUUUUUAUUUUGUAGGGAUACUGGCCGUACCUGAGACUCUUCUUUAUUUAGUUUAGCAAGCUAGUUUUCUUUGAAAUAAAGGAAAAGUAAAUGUAUUGAUUAUUACAAUGGCUGCAUUUUUUAUGAUUUUAGUUAAUUAUAUUAAUUAUUAAUUACAUGUAUUUUAUGUAUGUAUUAUUAAUAGUUUCUUUACAAAUUCAAAGAGAAUUUGAUAUAAUCAGAGAAUAGAAUAAUUACUCAUUUGCAAUUUUGUGAAGGCCUUGUAGUGUGGAAUAAAACAAUG
Labeo rohita (rohu) is the source of this 9355-nucleotide messenger RNA. RefSeq names its product MALT paracaspase 1 (gene malt1). Gene Ontology annotation, biological process: proteolysis. The record is from RefSeq and is a predicted model, not a curated record. Gene Ontology annotation, molecular function: cysteine-type endopeptidase activity. Lineage: Eukaryota; Metazoa; Chordata; Actinopteri; Cypriniformes; Cyprinidae.